UCAAAACAGCUAGAUCUUGACUUAGCCUGUUGCCAGAGGUAGUCUCCCUCACAUUCUUUCACUUAAUCACCCAUUCCUGUGUCGGCAACUGUCUCCUCACUCACUUUGCUUCUGCUUUUCUCCUUCACAAUCAGCUUCACUCUCAUUCAGGAAUGGAGGUGGCUUCCUUAAUUGUAUCACCUCUUCUACAGGGGAUCUAUGGCAAAUUGGCUUCUUAUGUCAACGGUGUGGAAACUCCUAAAGUUCAGAAGAAGAAUAUCAAGAAGUUACAAGAUAAGUUGUCCAUCAUUCAAGCUGUAAUUCAAGAUGCAGAAGAAAGACAACUAAAUGAUAAUAGGGUGAAGAUUUGGCUGUCAAAGCUUAGGGAUGCGGCUUAUGAUGCUGAUGAUCUCUUGGAUGAGAUCACUACUCAACGUUUGCUGAGGCGUUCGCUGAAGGAAAGGGUUCCAAGUGAAUGUUCGCCCUGGAACUGGAAGGAUCCAGUCAAAGACAAGCUUAGAAGAAUUCAGUCAUCGAUAAGUAAAGAUACUCAAAGGAACGUUCGGAUCACUACUUUCGCUAUUCAAUCCAUCUUUAGUAGCUUUAAAAUGCGAGGUAAGCUUACAGAUAUUAUUGAAAGAUUGGACGAUAUAGCAAGCGAGAUGUCUACUUUCAGUUUCAAAGAUGUGGUAGCUUAUAAAAGCUCAGAUACUAGAGAGAAGCGUGAAACUGGACCUGACGUGGAUGAAUCAGAAGUUCAUGGUCGAGCAGAUGACGUGAAAAAGAUUGUUGAUUUGUUAUUAUCAUCCAGUGCUGAUACUUGGGUGAUUCCAAUCGUUGGGAUUGGGGGAAUCGGGAAGACAACCCUUGCUCAACUAGUUUACAAUGAUCCGAGGCUGGAUGGUCAUUUUGAUAAGAAAAUUUGGGUUUCUUUGUAUGACAGUUUCAGCACAAAGAGGCUUCUGACUGAGAUUCUGGAGUGUUUGACUGAACAUAGAUGCGAAUCCUCUCAUAUGGGUGUUCUUCAAUCCCAGCUGCGAGACUCAUUAUACGGAAAAAGAUAUCUACUUGUGAUGGACGACGUGUGGGGCGAUGAUCAAGAAGAGUGGGAUAAAGUACGGAGCCUGUUAAGAUGUGGAGCAGAAGGAAGCAAGAUUAUAGUCACCACCAGGACUGAAAGAGUUGCUUCUAUAAUGAGUAAUGCUCCUUCCCACUUGUUGGAAGGCCUAGCCAAAGAUGCUUGCUGGACUCUGUUUAAGCAGCAAGCUUUUGCAGAUGGAGAAGAAAAUGAAUUUCCAAACCUAUUGCCUAUUAGCCUGCGGAUUAUAGACAAGUGCCAAGGCGUGCCUUUAGCAGCUAAAGUACUUGGUGGCUUGUUACGGUCCAAAAGAGAGGAAGAUGAAUGGUUGCGUGUGCAAGAGAGUGAUCUAUGGAGCCUUGAUACAGGUGAGAACAGAAUAUUGUCAGUCCUGAGGUUGAGUUUCAAUCACUUGCCAUCAAAUUUAAAACGAUGCUUUGCAUACUGUGCCAUAUAUCCUAGAAAUUAUCAUUUGAAUAAAGAGAAGUUAAUCCAACAGUGGAUUGCUGGGGGCUUUGUUCAAUCUGCUGGUGAUAAUCCUGACAUGCUUGAGCAGAUGGGCAAUGAGUGCUUUAAUGAUUUACUGGAGAUGUCGUUUUUCCAACUCACAAGCAGUAGUGAUGCAGGGGAGUUCAAAAUACCCAGUUUGAUAUAUGAUCUUGCAAAACUUAUAGCUGGAAAAGAGUUCCUGACAAUAGAAAACAGUGAUCAGGCACAAGUGGUUACUGGUCAUAAUCUUGCAGAAACUCGAUACGCAUUGGUAGAGAAUAAUUACGGGUCUAGUCUCCUACCAAAAGCCUUAUACAAAGCACAUAAAUUGUGUUCCCUCAACUUCUUGGCUUCCGGAGAUAUAUCAAUGGAAGCCCAAAGAAACCUAGUCCAGUGUUUUAGGCACCUUAAAAUGCUGAAUUUGAGUGGAAGUGGCAUCAAAAAGUUGCACAGAUCAAUCGGUGAUCUGAUAUAUUUGAGAUAUCUUGAUCUCUCAAAUACUCCUCUCCAAACAUUACCGGAGACAAUUGGUCAUCUGUGCAAUUUGCGAACUCUUGACCUCUCAGGAUGCACCGAUCUGCUAGAGUUACCUGGAGAAAUAGUAAAGUUAGUAAACCUGAUGCAUUUAAACGUAAAGGAUUGUACAAGGCUUGCUAGCUUGCCUGCUUGUUGGUGGUCUAUGGUGAGGCUUCGGACUUUACCAAUAGUUAUUUCUAGUAAGAACCUACGUUUGCUUCGUCACCUAAAAAAUCUUCAAGGUGAGUUGAAAAUUAAGUACCUCGAGAAUUGUACAGAUCCAUCACUUAGGAUGCCAUACGGUGCCAUAGAAUUUGAACAGAAUUGUAGAGAUCCAUCAUUUAGGAUGCCACGCGGUGCCAAAGAAUUUGAACAUUGUUUGGUUCUGAAUCAUUUGCAACUUCGCACAUUGGAUCUAUUUUGGGGUGAUGGCGGCGAGGGCAAGUUAAAUCAAAACACAUCCAGACAAACAAGACGAUCAGAACUUCUUUCUCAACAACUGAUAAACUGGCUUAAACCAAGCCCGAAUAUAAGAAGGUUGUCAAUAAAAGGAUAUUUGGGAUGCGAAUUCCCCUUCUGGAUGGAGUCCGAUGCAAUCCACAACUUGACAGUACUCGAGUUAAUCAAUUGCAAAACUGUUGAAACUCUCCCCAUGCUUGGCCAACUUCCAUUCCUCAAGUGUCUCAACAUCCAAGGGAUGGACAAUGUGGUGAAAAUCGAUUAUGAGUUCUAUACUGGAGCUAUGUGUCCGUUUCCAUCAUUGAAUGAACUUACCCUUCAAGACUUCCCUGAACUAAGAACUUGGGAAGGCAUGGGUUCAACAGAAGCUUUCCCUUGCCUCAAGAAACUAUCCAUCAUGAAUUGUCCACUCUUAAAAACAAUGCCAUCCUUUGGUUUUCCUUGCCUCAAGAGACUAUCCAUCAUGAAAUGUCCACUCUUAAAGACAAUGCCGUCGUUUCCAACUCUUCAACACUUAAUGCUGAAGGACUGUGAUCCAUUGUUACUUAGAUCUGCAGCAGAUCUAAGAACACUUUUGACUCUUGUUAUUGACUCUUUCUGUGAGUUAGAUUUCAUACCAAAAGUACUACUGGAAAACUGUCUGCUUCUUGUGUCUUUGACAGUCAUCUCUUGUCCCAUGCUUCCUAGAUUGCCUGCUAAUUUGGGGAGAGUCACAGCUUUGAAGUCAUUGAAAAUUGGUUGGUGUGCGAUGCUAGACAGUUUGCCUCAUGGAUUAGCAAAUCUCAUCUCUCUAGAGAAUUUGGAAAUCAUCGAGUGCCCUUCUUUGGUUACUCUGCCAGAGCAAAGCUUAGAAAGAUUGAGCUCUCUCCGAUCCCUCUCUUUCGAAAACUGUAAUGGCUUUACUUCUUUGCCGAGAGGAAUGCAGCAUGCCACGGCCCUUGAGCGCCUAACAGUUAUGUAUUGUUCGAAUCUGGCUUCUCUACCUGAUGGCCUUCAAAAUCUCUUGGUGCUUAAGAGCUUGACCAUUUUAAGUUGCCCGGAAUUAGCAUCUCUCCCAGACGGAGUUCAACAUAUGAAGAUGCUACAAAAUCUGGAAAUCCGUAUCUGUCCAAAGAUCAUGGCACUGCCGAAGGUAAAGGACCUCAUUUCUCUAAGAUCUUUGGCAAUUUCAGACUGUCAAAAUAUAAAGUCUCUUCCAGAAGGCAUCGAGCAACUGAGUGGACUUCAACACCUGUCCAUUCAAGAUUGCCCUGAACUUGAAAAACGAUGCAAGAAAGGAGAAGGUGAGGACUGGCUGAAGAUAUCUCACAUCCCAUAUGUUUAUAUUGGAGCAUCAGUACUUCAAAACCGACGGGACACUGCAGCCAGCUCCUCAAGUUCUUAGGGGUCACACUGCCAUGUGGCCAGACCGGUGAUUCACACGGCCAAGAGACACGCCCGUGUCUUAGUCUGUGCAGACAUUUGAAAUAGGGACACACAAUCGUGUCCCAACCUGUGUACGUGCCCGUGCCUGUGUAACUCUCUGAGUUGGGUCACACGGCCAAGUGACACGCCAAUGUGCUAGGCCGUGUGGGUAUACUGACUUGCAUACGACCGUUAAUUCUCAAUAUGACAUUCGAGGCAAAGCCAUCCAGCUGGUA
This is a messenger RNA of Gossypium raimondii (Peruvian cotton), 4161 nucleotides long. Its product is annotated as putative disease resistance protein RGA3. The transcript has 2 exons. Gene Ontology annotation, molecular function: protein binding; ADP binding. Gene Ontology annotation, biological process: defense response to other organism. The record is from RefSeq and is a predicted model, not a curated record. NCBI's taxonomy places the organism in Eukaryota, Viridiplantae, Streptophyta, Magnoliopsida, Malvales, Malvaceae. The coding region runs from base 153 to 3905 and encodes 1250 amino acids.